CUGCCGCUCGCUCCUGUGGUCCGCGCGGCGCCGCGCCCGGCCGGCGCCUCCGCUUCCAGCCAAGAUGGCGGAGAGCUGCGAGGCUCUGGGCACGGUCCCGGAGCACGAGCGGAUCUUGCAGGAGAUCGAAAGCACCGACACCGCCUGCGUAGGGCCCACCCUCCGAUCUGUGUAUGAUGAUCAGCCAAACGCACACAAGAAGUUUAUGGAAAAGCUAGACGCUUGUAUCCGCAAUCAUGACAAGGAAAUUGAAAAAAUGUGUAACUUCCAUCACCAGGGCUUUGUGGAUGCGAUCACGGAGCUCCUCAAAGUAAGGGCAGAUGCGGAAAAACUGAAGGUGCAGGUUACUGAUACCAACCGAAGGUUUCAAGAUGCAGGAAAAGAGGUGAUACUCCAAACAGAAGAUAUUAUUCGGUGUAGAAUUCAGCAGAGAAAUAUUACAACUGUAGUAGAGAAGUUACAGUUAUGCCUCCCAGUGUUGGAGAUGUACAGUAAGCUGAAGGAACAGAUGAGCAUGAAAAGGUAUUACUCCGCACUUAAAACAAUGGAACAGCUAGAGAAUGUGUACUUUCCCCGGGUCAGCCAGUACCGCUUCUGCCAGCUCAUGAUGGAGACACUCCCUAAACUCCGGGAAGACAUCAAAGACAUCUCCAUGUCUGAUCUCAAGGACUUUCUGGAAAGCAUCCGAAAGCAUUCUGACAAAAUAGGUGAAGCAGCCAUGAAGCAGGCACAACAGCAGAAGAGCUUCAGUGUUGCUCUGCAGAAGCAAAAUAAUAUGAGGUUUGGGAAAAAUAUGCAUGUAAAUAAUGACAGGAUUCUAGAAGAGAAGAACGAUGUUAUACCGAAGCACGCACUUGAAGAGGAGGCGGAGAACGAUGAGGAGGUCUUAACUGUUCAAGAUCUCGUUGAUUUUUCCCCCGUUUACCGAUGCUUGCACAUUUAUUCUGCUUUGGGUGAUGAAGAAACAUUUGAAAAUUAUUACCGGAAGCAAAGGAAGAAGCAGGCACGCCUGGUUCUGCAGCCGCAGUCGAGUGUGCAUGAAACAGUUGAUGGCUAUAGAAGAUAUUUCACUCAAAUUGUAGGGUUCUUUGUUGUGGAAGAUCACAUUUUACACGUGACCCAAGGAUUAGUAACCAGGGUAUACACUGAAGAACUCUGGAGCAUGGCCCUCUCAAAGAUAAUUGCUGUCCUCAGAGCUCACUCAUCUUACUGCACUGACCCUGACCUUGUUCUGGAGCUGAAGAAUCUCAUCGUAGUUUUUGCAGACACUCUGCAGGGUUAUGGCUUUCCAGUCAACCGACUCUUUGACCUUUUAUUUGAAAUAAGAGAUCAAUAUAAUGAAACUCUGCUGAAGAAGUGGGCUGGUAUUUUCAGGGACAUUUUUGAAGAGGAUAAUUACAGCCCCAUCCCUAUUGGCAGUGAAGAAGAAUAUAAAGUGGUCAUCAGUAGAUUCCCCUUUCAGGAUCCAGACCUCGAAAAGCAAUCUUUCCCAAAGAAGUUUCCUAUGUCCCAGUCCGUGCCUCUUAUUUAUAUUCAAGUUAAAGAAUUUAUUUAUGCCAGUCUUAAAUUUUCAGAGUCGCUACACCGAAGCUCAACAGAAAUAGAUGACAUGCUUAGGAAAUCAACCAAUCUGCUGCUGACCAGGAUUCUGAGUAGCUGUUUACUGAACCUUAUUAGAAAACCUCAUAUAGGUUUGACAGAGCUGGUGCAAAUUAUCAUAAACACAACACACCUGGAACAAGCUUGCAAAUACCUAGAGGACUUUAUAACUAACAUUACAAAUAUUUCUCAAGAAACCGUUCACACCACAAGACUUUAUGGACUUUCUACUUUUAAGGAUGCUCGACAUGCAGCAGAAGGAGAAAUAUAUACCAAACUCAAUCAAAAAAUUGAUGAAUUUGUUCAGCUGGCUGAUUAUGACUGGACCAUGGCUGAGUCGGAUGGGAGAGCAAGUGGUUAUUUAAUGGAUCUUAUUAAUUUUCUGAGGAGCAUCUUUCAAGUGUUUACCCAUUUGCCUGGGAAAGUUGCCCAGACAGCUUGCAUGUCAGCCUGCCAACAUCUAUCCACAUCCUUAAUGCAGAUGCUACUGGACAGUGAGUUAAAGCAGAUCAGCAUGGGAGCCGUGCAGCAGUUUAACCUCGAUGUCAUACAGUGCGAACUGUUUGCCAGCUCUGAGCCUGUGCCAGGAUUCCAAGGGGACACCCUGCAGCUGGCCUUCAUUGACCUCAGACAGCUCCUUGACCUGUUUAUGGUUUGGGAUUGGUCUACUUACCUGGCUGACUACGGACAGCCGGCUUCCAAGUACCUCCGAGUGAACCCGCACGCGGCCCUCACUCUUUUGGAGAAGAUGAAGGACACCAACAAGAAGAAUAACAUAUUCGCCCAGUUCCGGAAGAAUGACAGAGACAGACAGAAGCUGAUAGAGACAGUGGUGAGACAGCUCAGAGGCUUGGUGACUGGUAUGUCCCAGCACACAUAGACCAGACCCAUGCCUGAGUGCUUCUCUGUGGCCAGCACUGGUCGUGAGACAUUAACUUGUUUACAGAAGCCAAAAACUGUAGUAGAGGAAAGACACUGAUGAGGGCUUAAGCAAUGGCAGCAAACAUCAUUUGUAUGGAUUUUUAAAUGACUGGUUACUGUUUUAUAUAUAAAAAUAUAACAGCUUUUUUCAAUUUUAGAAGAAAAGUCAAAAGUGUAAUAUAUAAUCCCAAUAAAUUGUGUACAAAACUGAUUACAAAUAUUAGAAAAACAUGUCUCUGCUUGCAUUUUUUUUCUCCUAUUUAAGCUUGAAGGAGUUUCUGUUUGUGUGGGUUAUAGUUUGGGACACAGCCACUGCUGAUAAGGAAAUACUGCUGUUAUUAGACUUUUAGCUUCUAGCUUCACCUGAGUGUGGCUUACAUGGAUGGCCCAGGAGUAUUAGUUCUGCAGGGUCUGAGAGAGUAAGCACAGAGAUCUUGAAAGUUCCUGAAGUCAGGCUCAGGUCUUCAGGACAGUAAAUUAUUUGUUCUACUUAGAUAGGUUAAUCAUUCUGAAAAUGAAGAAGAAGGUUUGGAUUCCCUAAAGAUGAAGUGUUGUUUUGAUCAUUGAAGUUAAUAUUUCUGUCUGUACCUUUUGUAGCUGACCCCAUUUUUUAAAGUUUUAGUUUGGUUUAAGUUAAAGAGAAGAAGGCAGUAAAAGGGGCUGAUCUGUCAGGUAUAGCCUCUUCCUGUUAGACAUGUUCUUCCUACAGAAUGAAAUCACGACAGGGUUCAGGUCAACGCUAUUCAGACAGAAGAUCUCAGUGCUGUGGAAACAAACUGGAUCAACUGAACUCUGAAAACCCACCCAGCACACGUACAUUUUCCUUUGGAUAAAUCACAGUGACACAAAUGUGUAAACCUGACCUCUGUUUUCUCGCCAUUGUAAUCAUGCUGAAGUACACCCUUUGCAUAUUCCGGAUUUAUGCUUGUAAGAUGACCUGACUCUGUAAAAUAAGUGUGAAGAGCUAUGCUCACAUGUCUGGAUUUUGUGAUAAAAUAUUAAAAAGGUUGUGAGUUGUUGAAGA
This is a messenger RNA of Mus caroli (Ryukyu mouse), 3544 nucleotides long. It is a transcript of the gene Exoc6, whose product is annotated as exocyst complex component 6. Gene Ontology annotation, cellular component: exocyst; membrane. Gene Ontology annotation, biological process: exocytosis; intracellular protein transport; Golgi to plasma membrane transport. NCBI's taxonomy places the organism in Eukaryota, Metazoa, Chordata, Mammalia, Rodentia, Muridae. The record is from RefSeq and is a predicted model, not a curated record.